Molecule: messenger RNA, 810 nt
Organism: Sceloporus undulatus (fence lizard)
Lineage: Eukaryota; Metazoa; Chordata; Lepidosauria; Squamata; Phrynosomatidae
Exons: 3
Coding region: 84-761 (225 amino acids)
Source: RefSeq, a predicted model, not a curated record
UGGCCACAUUAACCAGUAAAGAAGCAGACAGCAACACUGCCUUACGUAAUGCAAGUGCCAACUGGAAUAUAUAUGCCACAACUAUGAACACUUCUAGUGUUUCUACACUAUUAUCUUAUUUGUCACAAAGCACUCACUCUCCUAUCACUGAAACAAACAGUUCAUCAUAUAUUACUCCUGAAACUAAAAAGGAGGUGACAACACUUCCUUCUGAGUCAUUCUUUAGUAAAUCCAUAUCUCAAGCCACUGUUGACGAUCUCAAAACAACUUCUGCUAUUACGUCGAACCUGAUAGCCCAGGUUUCAACAAGUGUGCCACUAAUCAGUAGCAAGCUUUUGCUUUCAGUUUCAUCAAAUCAGCUUCCAGCAGGAGCUGGUCGUUUGAAGAAGUCAGAAGCCAUUCUAACAAUCAGUUUUUCGAUUCUUCUUGCACUAACAAUCCUAGGGUUCACUGUUUAUAUUCUCAAUAAAUAUAGAAAGAGAAGGAAUCAAUAUGCCCACCACCCACUCUAUGAUACUUCUUCUGAAACAGUGGACAGAUAUACAAUUCCUGAUGAUGUACUUGUAAUAUCAGGAGGGCUGUAUGAUGCACCAAGAAUAUAUAAUCAAAACAUGGUGUAUGAAGAUGAUGAGCUUCAAAAUGAUUAUUUACCAUUUAGUGCUCAACCAGGACAUCUCAGACUGGAAUCUCUCCCAGAAGAAAAAGAACAGGACUUUUUCCCAACUUAUGAAACAUUUCAGAUACCACCAGGAGAUUUAUAAUAGACUGAACUCAGAUGUUUCAAAGUGGCUAAAAUAAAUGUGCUCAUCC